This is a messenger RNA of Anopheles gambiae (African malaria mosquito), 1256 nucleotides long. Its product is annotated as methylthioribose-1-phosphate isomerase. Bases 129 to 1184 code for a protein of 351 amino acids. Lineage: Eukaryota; Metazoa; Arthropoda; Insecta; Diptera; Culicidae. Gene Ontology annotation, molecular function: S-methyl-5-thioribose-1-phosphate isomerase activity. The record is from RefSeq and is a predicted model, not a curated record. The transcript has 5 exons.
CGUCAAAAAGGCCGCGCGUUGGUGUAAACAAACACUCGUGAUAAGAGCGCCUUCGUACGCUUCGUACUCGUGCUUGCAUUCCAUUUACGGAAAAGUUUCCCCCAGUUGUAGCUAAUAUUUGUAGCAAAAUGACCCUAGAAGCAAUCAAGUACAAAUCCGGCCAGCUGCAAAUACUGGACCAGCUGCUGCUGCCGGCAGAAUCGAAGUACAUUCCCGUCGCCGGUGUUAAGGAUGGCUGGAGUGCGAUACACAAGAUGCAGGUGAGAGGUGCGCCAGCAAUUGCCAUCGUUGGAUGUUUAUCGCUCGUGGUGGAGAUCUACGACAAGCAGUACGAGACGAAAGCGGCCCUGGCGAACGAAAUCGGUGAGCAUCUGCAGUAUCUCGUCACCUCCCGACCGACGGCCGUGAAUCUGAAGCUGGCAGCGGAUGACGUGAAGGGUCAGGUGGAGAGUCUUUUGGCCAACGAGACCGUUACUGUCGAUGGGAUGAAGCAAGAGGUGAUUAAGGCGAUAGAAUAUAUGCUGGAGAAGGAUAUUAGCGACAAUCGUGCCAUAGGUGACAAUGGUGCCAAUGUUUUGGUGAAGGGAGUGGAUCGACCGUUGAAAUUGCUAACCCACUGCAACACUGGAUCCCUUGCCACAGCGGGGUACGGCACUGCUCUGGGAGUGAUACGCAGUGUCAACGAAAGGAAUCUCUUAGAUCACGUGUACUGCACGGAGACGCGCCCAUACAAUCAAGGCGCACGCCUGACCGCGUACGAACUCGUGCACGACAAGCUGCCGGCCACGCUGGUCACCGACAGCAUGGUAGCGGCCCUCCUAAGCAGCCGCAUAAUCGAUGCCAUCAUCGUGGGAGCGGACCGUGUCGCGGCGAACGGUGAUACGGCCAACAAAAUCGGCACCUACCAGAUGGCUGUCGUGGCAAAGCAUCACGGUGUGCCGUUUUACGUAGCCGCCCCGUUCACCUCGAUCGACGUGGCGAUCGAGGAUGGUUCGCACAUCAAAAUCGAGGAACGGCCCGAACACGAGCUGACGCACAUCGGCGGGCAAAGGAUUGCGGCGCCGGGCAUUGGCUGCUGGAAUCCGGCCUUUGACGUUACGCCGGCCGAGCUGAUAACGGGCAUUAUCACCGAGCGCGGUGUGCUGAAGCCGUGCGAGCUGGCCGAAAAGGUCAGACAGAAGUGAAUUCGGAGGCGAAAUGGAUUGUGAAGCGAACGAGUAAAGUAUGAUGCGCUGAAACUGUGUAAUGUUUUAAAA